AUGUUGCAAAAGUUCUUCGGUGAUAAUUGUAUGUCGCGAGCAAGUGUUUUUGAUUGGUACAAGUUGUUUAUAGAGGGUCGAGAACGCGUUGCCGACGAACCACGUCCAGGACGGCCAUCAACAUCAACUUAUGAUAAACACGUCAAUAAAAUCAAGGAAUUGGUGCUCGAGAAUCGACGAUUAACAGUCAGAGAUCUUACUGGGAUCGUUGGAAUAUCGGAAGGAUCAGUAAAAACCAUUUUGAAAGAUCAUUUGGACCUAAGAAAAGUGAAAGCACGAUUGGUUCCAAAAUCACUCAAUUUUUUCGAAAAACAGCGUCGCGUUAACGUCUGUGAAACAAUGCUUUCCGACUACCAGGAUGUCAUGAAACGUAUUAUUACUGGAGAUGAGACUUGGAUUUAUGAAUUCGACCCGGAAACAACCGACCAAUCGGACGAAUAUCGUGCAAAAGGUGAGCCCAGACAAAACAAACCACGCCGAAUUCUGUCGAAAAACAGGGUGGUGCACAUGACCAAAAAGCUAGAAGUAUUGGAUGCCUUAUUGGAUGCUAAUUUGGAAAAGUUUUUAAAUCCUGACCAAUUAUUGUUUUUAAAAGACAACAUUCUCAGAGAUGGUGGUGAUAUUCAUCCAAAACCACGUCAACUCCGAUACUCAAUGCGUUUAGAUGCUGAAGCACAGUAUUUGCAAAUUCCAGCUUCUGAAUCCUACGAAGACGACGAUGUGCGAUAUUAA
Chrysoperla carnea is the source of this 732-nucleotide messenger RNA. Its product is annotated as histone-lysine N-methyltransferase SETMAR-like. NCBI's taxonomy places the organism in Eukaryota, Metazoa, Arthropoda, Insecta, Neuroptera, Chrysopidae. The transcript is spliced from 3 exons. The record is from RefSeq and is a predicted model, not a curated record. The coding region runs from base 1 to 732 and encodes 243 amino acids. Gene Ontology annotation, molecular function: nucleic acid binding.